ACGCACCAAGAGUGUAAAAUAUUGCGGCAACUGUAACAACAGACAACUUCUUCUGUAACAAAAACGCAAACACCGAAAAACACACAAAGUCCGAAGCCCUGGAAUCUGCAAUUAGGGUUUCAAUGAUCGUCAACUCCAGCUCCAAAUCAAUCAACGAGACGGUGAACGGGUCCCACACCUUCACCAUCCGCGGUUACUCCCUCGCCAAGGGCAUCUCCCCCGGUAAAUACCUCUCCUCCGACACGUUCACCGUCGGCGGCUACGACUGGGCCGUCUACUUUUACCCCGACGGUAAAAACCUCGAGGACAAUUCCGCUUAUGUCUCCGUCUUUAUCGCGCUCGCCAGUGAGGGCACUGAUGUUAGGGCUUUGUUUGAGCUCACUUUGCUGGAUCAGAGUGGGAAAGAGAAGCACAAGGUGCAUAGUCACUUCGAUCGGGCUCUCGAGAGUGGCCCGUAUACUCUCAAGUACAAAGGGAGCAUGUGGGGUUACAAACGCUUUUACAAGAGAACUGCUCUAGAAAGUUCUGAUUACCUGAAGGACGACUGUCUUUCCAUGCAUUGCACUGUAGGUGUUGUCAGGAACCGCAUAGAGGGACCUAGACAGUAUAGCAUCCCUAUACCACCAUCAGACAUGGGCCAGAGUCUCAAGCAUUUAGUGGAUUCAGAACUUGGUUCUGACAUACUUUUUAGGGUUGGUGACGAGACAUUUAAAGCUCAUAAGUUGAUACUUGCUGCUCGCUCACCUGUAUUCAGAGCCCAAUUUUUUGGACUUGUUGGCAAUACAAAAAUGGAUGAAGUAACAUUGGAAGAUAUUGAUCCAUCUAUAUUCAAGGCUAUGCUCUUGUUCCUAUACUCAGACGAGCUUCCUGAUAUACAAGAAUUUAGUGACUCAACAGUCGAUUCAGCGUCUACUGUCACACUACAGAAUUUGUUGGCUGCUGCAGAUCGCUUUGGUCUAGACAGGCUAAAACAAUUAUGUGAAUCAAAAUUGUGUGAAGAAAUUUCUGUUGAUACAGUGGCAACAACUUUGUCCCUAGCGGAUCAGCAUAGGUGUUCACAGCUAAAGGAAGUAUGUUUAAAGUUUGCUUCUGCAAACUUGGGAGUGUUUAUGCAGUCAGAGGGGUUCAAGUACUUGGAAGAAAACUGUCAGUCUUUAGUGGCUGAGCUGCUGGAAACAAUCGCUUCAGUGGAUGAGAAACCAGGCUCCACUUUGAGUAGGAAGAGAAGUAGCAGCAGCAUUAUUGGGAUAGAUCUAAUGGCAGAAUGGGAUGCAGCAGCUGCAGAAUCUGUAAACCCUGUUGUGAGGCGUGUGCGGAGGCGUCAGUAGAAGUGGUGGUGAUUCUUCCAACUGCACCAGAACUCACAGGGGCAUCGUUCUAACCACCUAGUAGUUCAGUAUAGUUUGUUAAUAGCAUAGUUUUCUGUAUGUUAGUUUGCUUGAUAUGCAUAGUUAUGCAUGUUUCAUACAGUUUUAAAGUCUUUCGUGAAGAUCAGAAUUGGUGUUUGCAAUUUCACAUAUCCUUAGUUUUGCAAUGGGGAUCUUCAUCUCUUUUGCAACUUGAUGUGGUUGAGGCAUCAAAUCAUAUAACCUGAUGCUUUGAAAUCAAUGCACAUAUACUCAGUCACAGUAUGUGGAUUACAAGAGGCA
Molecule: messenger RNA, 1649 nt
Organism: Daucus carota subsp. sativus
Lineage: Eukaryota; Viridiplantae; Streptophyta; Magnoliopsida; Apiales; Apiaceae
Product: BTB/POZ and MATH domain-containing protein 3
Exons: 4
Coding region: 123-1328 (401 amino acids)
Biological process (GO): protein ubiquitination
Molecular function (GO): protein binding
Source: RefSeq, a predicted model, not a curated record